Messenger RNA from Cordyceps militaris CM01, 375 nucleotides. Its product is annotated as Killer toxin, Kp4/SMK-like, core. Gene Ontology annotation, cellular component: extracellular region. NCBI's taxonomy places the organism in Eukaryota, Fungi, Ascomycota, Sordariomycetes, Hypocreales, Cordycipitaceae. The transcript has 2 exons. The record is from RefSeq and is a predicted model, not a curated record. The coding region runs from base 1 to 375 and encodes 124 amino acids.
AUGCAUUUCUUCUCCUUCUCUCUCUUCCUCAUCGGCGCAGCGGCGCUUGGGAUCAAUUGUCGAGGCAGCGGUGUCUGCAAUUUCAACGAUGCCUCGUUGCAAGUUGUUCAUGACCAAGUGGGCGCUCUGAUCGCUGGCGGCGGCGGCGACAGGAGGUUCAACAGUGGUGGAUCUCAGGGCAGUAUCUGCGCAUUUUACCAGAACGGCGCUUCCGGCACGGCCAGGGACGCAUACGGUCAGCUUCAACAGCUUCUCGAUCACAAGUGCCGUGCGUGCGGCAGUGUUCCCACGCAGCCGGGCAACGACGUCUCCAAGGGCGAGCUAACUGUCAACUUUGUCUCGAAGGCGUGCUGUGGUGGGAGCUGCCAUUGUUAG